Colletotrichum chrysophilum is the source of this 1353-nucleotide messenger RNA. RefSeq lists its product as uncharacterized. Gene Ontology annotation, cellular component: membrane. Gene Ontology annotation, biological process: transmembrane transport; carbohydrate transport. Gene Ontology annotation, molecular function: carbohydrate:proton symporter activity. The transcript is spliced from 4 exons. Lineage: Eukaryota; Fungi; Ascomycota; Sordariomycetes; Glomerellales; Glomerellaceae. Bases 1 to 1353 code for a protein of 450 amino acids. The record is from RefSeq and is a predicted model, not a curated record.
AUGUUCACGGCGGGCGCCUUCUUCGGGGCCGGAGCCGCUGGUCCUCUCGGAGACCGCCUCGGCCGACGAGGAACCAUCGUCACCGGAGCCGUGUUCUUCUUGCUGGGAGGAGGUCUCCAAACGGGAGCCCGUGAUAUCCACAUGAUGUGGACUGGCCGGUUCAUCUCCGGAAUCGGUGUCGGAGCUCUCUGCAUGAUCGUCCCCCUUUACCAGGCCGAGCUAGCUCACCCAAGCAUCCGUGGAACCGUCACGGCUUUGCAGCAACUCAUGAUCGGUAUCGGAGCAUUCGUUGCGACAUGGGUUGGAUGGGGUUGCUAUACCAACCUGACCACGACGAGUGCGCAAUGGCGGAUUCCGCUGGCGAUCCAGAACAUCCCAGCACUGCUUCUCGCUCUUCUGACCUUUUUGUUCCCGGAAAGUCCUAGAUGGCUUGGUGACAAGGGAAGAGACGAGGACAUGCUCAAGACCCUGGCACGACUCCACGCGAACCACAACGUCGACGACCCUUUCGUCCGGGCCGAGUAUGAGCAAAUCAAGGCAGCCAUCUCUCACGAGCACCACAAUGAAGCCAAGUCUUAUAUGGAACUCUUCCGCUCCAAGAGCUCUUUUCGGCGUCUGUUCCUCUGCUGUGCUGUUCAAGCAUCGGUUCAAAUGACUGGAGUCUCGGCGAUUCAGUACUACUCUCCUCGUAUCUUCGAGCAAAUAGGUAUUGCAACCGACGACACGCUGAAGUAUCAAGGUAUCAGCAAUGGCCUAGCGAUCAUCGCCCAAAUCUGCGCAAUGCUGCUUGUCGACAGACUCGGCCGUCGCUGGCCCCUUAUUGGAGGCAGUCUGUUCAACUCUGUGACCUUCAUUAUCGCCGCGGUUCUUCUGGCCAAGUUUCCUCCGGGCGAAUCGAAUAACCUGAGCGCUCAGUGGGGCUUCAUUGUUGUCACCUGGCUGUACAACUUCUCCUUCAGCGCCACCAAUGGGCCACUGAGUUGGAUCAUCUGCGCCGAAGUCUUCGAUACGAGAACUCGUGCUAAGGGUGUCAGCAUCACCACCAUGGUAUCAUUUGCUUUCAACACUAUGAUAGGCCAAGUAACUCCGGAGGCCAUGGAGUCUGUAGGCUACAGGUUCUACUUCCUGUUCGUCGUCUGUAACAUCACCAAUGCUAUCUUCUUCUGGGCUUUCCUUCCCGAGACCAAGGGCCGUCCAUUGGAAGAGAUGAACGAACUGUUCUCUAGCAACAGCUGGUUCGUAGCAGGAAAGACCACUAGGAGACACCACAGUCGGGACUUGGAGAACAGGCUGCAUGAGAAGGAGCGCGAGACUGUCGAAGGCUCACACGCGGAGACUGCAGAAAUGAAAUAG